AUGGCUACUACCAACGCCACCAAGGACAACGUCGACGCCCAGCUCGCCUCCAUCGACGGCGACCUCCAGCGCCUUCACGGCAACUACCGCUCGUCGUGGACGCGCACCCUCGGCCACAUGGGCGCGGUUCACGUCGCCCAGCAGCGCCAGGAGCAGGACUUUGGCGCCAUGGCCCUCCUCGAGACCCACUCGGCGUGGCAUGCCCGCUCGAUGCGCGACAGCCAGGAGGCGCACCACGCCACCGUCAAGCUCUUUGUCGACGCCGUUGACCUCGCCAACGGCGCGGGCGGCGGCGGCGCGUCAGUCAACCUUCCCGAUGUCCAGGUCGACGAGGUCAUUGACGACCCUGCUCCCGCCCCCGGCGCGGCUCCCGCCCUCACCCUCACCGAAGCCCCGGUCGCCGCCGCCGUCGGUGAGGUCGUCGCCCUCGCGCCCGUCAUCCACGACACCGACGCCUCGGUCUCCUCUGUCACCGGCCACGUCGACGACACCACUCGCGCCGAGCUGAUCCGCAGCCUCAAGACCCCUCUCAACUUCCGCUGGCCGACCAUUACCAUUGAGGGCGGUGCGGUCGAGCACAACACAAAGGGCGACAAGGACAACCACGAUGUCGACGACGACGACCUCGACCGCGCGAGCACCGUCGCUCAGGCCCCUCAACCCCGCGGCAAGACCUCCAUUGCCGUCCAGAAGCUUGCCGAGAUCACCCCCGUCAUCAACAUGACCACCUCGAACGUCUGCUGGGCGUACAGCAACGGCCGCUGCAACGACAUUGUUUGCCCCCGCGGCCUCUACCACGCCUGCAUCACGUGCUACAAGCGCAAGAAGGCGUACAACCACCCCUGGUGCAUGGGUGCCGGUCAGCACUGA
Molecule: messenger RNA, 870 nt
Organism: Vanrija pseudolonga
Lineage: Eukaryota; Fungi; Basidiomycota; Tremellomycetes; Trichosporonales; Trichosporonaceae
Exons: 1
Coding region: 1-870 (289 amino acids)
Source: RefSeq, a predicted model, not a curated record